Molecule: messenger RNA, 2466 nt
Organism: Scomber japonicus (chub mackerel)
Lineage: Eukaryota; Metazoa; Chordata; Actinopteri; Scombriformes; Scombridae
Exons: 16
Coding region: 1-2466 (821 amino acids)
Biological process (GO): immune response
Cellular component (GO): external side of plasma membrane
Molecular function (GO): nucleic acid binding
Source: RefSeq, a predicted model, not a curated record
AUGGUUCAGGAAUGGUUUGAGGAGCACAAAAACAAAUUUGACGUGUUGACUUGGCCUCCAAAUUUCCCAGAUCUCAAUCCAAUCAAGCAUCUGUGGGAUGUGUUGUGCAAACAAGUCCUAUCCAUGGAGGCCACACCUCGCAAUUUACAGGACUUAAAGGAUCUACUGCUAACAUCUUGGUGCCAGAUACCACAACACACCUUCAGGGGUCUAGUGGAGUCCAUGCCUCGACGGCACUCACUGACGUUUGACUUCACCAUAUCCUCUGGAGUCAAAAACAUCCCAGAUUUUGUGGUUGUUGGGUUCAUUGAUGAAGUUCCAGUAGGUCACUGUGACAGCAUUGGGAAGAAAGCAAAAGCUAAACUGGACUCGCUACAAAAACUACUAGAAGAUGAUCCAGAGCACUUUAAGUGGUACACUGAGAGGUGUCUGUUAAUCCUACAAGAGUCCAAAGCAUUAAUUGACAAUUAUAAGGAAUCUGGGGGCUCUGUCUCAGCUGUCCACACCUUCCAGAGGAUUGAGGGCUGUGAAUGGGACAAUGAGACUGGAGAGGUUAAUGCAUUCAUUCAGUUUGGUCUUGAUGGAGAAGACUUCUUAGCAUUUGACCCAAAGACAAUGACAUGGAUCGCACAAAAACCAGAAGCUGAAGGUACCAAACACAUCUUGGACAGCAAUAGACCCAAAAAUGCAAAUCGGAAAAACAUACUCACUCAUCUUUUCCCUGAGUUUUUGAAGAGAUAUUUGGACCUUGGGAAGAGCCAUCUGCUGAGAACAGACCUUCCCUCAGUGUCUCUCCUCCAGAAGACUCCCUCCUCUCCAGUCAGCUGCUUCGCUACAGGUUUCUACCCCGCCAGAGCCGAGAUAUUCUGGAGGAAAGAUGGAGAGGAGCUUCAUGAGGAUGUGGAGCUUGGAGAGAUCCUCCCCAACCAUGAUGGAUCCUUCCAGAUGAGUGUUGACCUGUAUCUUUCAUCAGUCACACCUGAAGACUGGAGGAGGUACGAAUGUGUGUUUCAUCUCUCUGGUGUGAAGGACGACAUCAUCACCAAACUGGACAAAACUGUGAUUAAGACCAACCGUGGUAAGACUGGAACACUGAUUUUACAAUGUGUUGUAGGACUGCUGCUGCUCCUGGCAGUCUGCAUCGCUGGAGUCUUCAUCUGGAGAAGGAGAAAUAAUGGUGAGAGACAACAAUCUGCAAACAACAAGAUGAAUAGGAUUCUGUUGUUUCUUCUCUUUUGCCAUGUUUCCACUCCAGUCCAGCACUCGCUGAAGCUUGGCUACACUGCGUCCACUGGAGUCAAAAACAUCCCAGAUUUUGUGGUUGUUGGGUUCAUUGAUGAAGUUGCAGUAGGUCACUGUGACAGCAUUGGGAAGAAAGCAGAAGCUAAACUGGACUGGGCACAAAAAGUGAUAGAUGAUGACCCUGAGCACUUUAAGUGGUACACUGGCAGGUGUCUGACAAUCCUACAACAGUACAAAGAAUUAACUGACAAUUAUAAGGAAUCUGGAGCUGUCCACACCUUCCAGAGGAUGGAGGGCUGUGAAUGGGACAAUGAGACUGGAGAGGUUAAUGGAUUUGCUCAGUUUGGUCGUGAUGGAGAAGACUUCAUAGCAUUUGACCCAAAGACACUGACAUGGAUCACACAAAAACCAGAAGCUGACAACGUCAAACACAUCUGGGACAGCGAUAGACUCAGAAAUGAAGUUUGGAAAAACGUACUUACUAAGCUUUUCCCUGAUUUUUUGAAGAGAUAUUUGGACCUUGGGAAGAGCCAUCUGCUGAGAACAGACCUUCCCUCAGUGUCUCUCCUCCAGAAGACUCCCUCCUCUCCAGUCAGCUGCUUCGCUACAGGUUUCUACCCUAACAGAGCCGACAUAUUCUGGAGGAAAGAUGGAGAGGAGCUUCAUGAGGAUGUGGAGCUUGGAGAGAUCCUCCCCAACCAUGAUGGAUCCUUCCAGAUGAAUGUUGACCUGGACCUUUCAUCAGUCAUACCUGAAGACUGGAGGAGGUACGAAUGUGUGUUUCAGCUCUCUGGUGUGAAGGACGACAUCAUCACCAAACUGGACAAAACUGUGAUCAAGACCAACUGUGUUCCAGUUCCUCCCUCAGACUCCCCUACUGGUCCUGUUAUUGGAGCUGUUGUAGGACUGCUGCUGCUCCUGGCAGUCUGCAUCACUGGAGUCUUCAUCUGGAGAAGGACAAAAAAUGAGUUCAUCCCUGUAAACGUCAAAGAUGCAGACACGAGUGACAACAUCUGGAGAGAAGUGAUGCUGCUGUCCAGCUGUUUCCUCAGAGCUUUGGUGGAGAUGAAUCACUGCAGCAGCUACCAGACACCAAAGAGCCACAACAUCACUCCAGCUCUUGACCCCAUGGUAGUUAAGCAGAUGGGGCAGAGGAGGAUCGGAGAGUUCGGGAAGGGGGUGCUGCAGUCCCUGCCGCACCCACACUUCCCGGCGCCUAUGUAG